Gavialis gangeticus (Gharial) is the source of this 4923-nucleotide messenger RNA. RefSeq names its product progestin and adipoQ receptor family member 9 (gene PAQR9). Gene Ontology annotation, cellular component: membrane. The transcript is spliced from 2 exons. The record is from RefSeq and is a predicted model, not a curated record. Gene Ontology annotation, molecular function: signaling receptor activity. Bases 1 to 1038 code for a protein of 345 amino acids. Lineage: Eukaryota; Metazoa; Chordata; Crocodylia; Gavialidae.
AUGGUGCUGCGGGCGCCCGCCGCCGGGCCGCUGCUGCGCUGGGACGAGGUGCCGGCCGACUUCGUGGAGUGCUUCAUCCUGUCGGGCUACCGGCGGCUGCACUGCACGGCGCAGGAGUGCCUGGCCUCCGUGCUGCAGCCCACCAACGAGACGCUCAACUUCUGGACGCACUUCAUCCCGCUGCUGCUCUUCCUCAGCCGCUUCUGCCGCCUGCUGCUGCUGCGCGGCGCGGCCGAGCUGCCCUUCCACCACCCCGCGCUGCUGCCGCUCUGGUGCUACGCCUCGGGGGUCGUGCUCACCUUCGCCAUGAGCUGCACGGCCCAUGUGUUCAGCUGCCUGUCGCUGCGCUUGCGCGCCGCCUUCUUCUACCUGGACUACGCCUCCAUCAGCUACUACGGCUUCGCCAGCACCGUGGCCUACUCCUACUACCUGCUGCCCCACCUUCGGCUGCUGGACGCCCGAGCGCUGAGCCGCUACCUGCAGCAGCACCUGGGCUGGUAUGUGGACUGCAGCUUGCCGCUGGCUCUCUACAGUGCGCUGGUGCUGCCCGUGGCCUUUGUGCUGGCCGUCACGUGCACUGUGGCCUGCUGCCGGAGCCGCUCCGAGUGCUGCGCCUACCCUUUCGCCAUCCGCACCUUUGUCUUCGCCAUGCCGCUCAGCAUGGCCUGCCCCAUCAUGCUAGAGAGCUUCCUCUUUGACCUGCGGGCGCACAACCCCACGCUCUUCGUCUACUUCUACCGCCGCUACUUCUGGCUGCUGGUGGCCGCCUUCUUCAAUGUCAGCAAGAUCCCUGAGCGCAUCCAGCCGGGCCGCUUCGACAUCGUGGGCCACAGUCACCAGCUCUUCCACAUCUUCACCUUCCUCAGCAUCUACGACCAGAUGCACUAUGUGGAGGAGGGGCUGCUCAACUUCCUUAAGGCGCCACCCACUGCCCCCACCUACCUGGGCACCGUGGGCUACAUGCUGCUCCUCAUACUGUGCCUGGGGAUGGUCAUCAGGAAAUUCCUGAACGUGGCAGAUCUCUGCAAGCAGGACUAGUUGGGCCAGAUACUUUCCUUGCCCUCCUUCCUAGUCCUGCUGUUUCGAGAAGAUGCUGCAAACCUGAGGUGAAACCCAUUGGCAAAAGAGCCCACUCCCUUCCAAGGGGGGGGAGGGUUGCAAGAGGAAACCACUGGUUGCCAACCUGCUAGAAAACUCCUGCUACCAUUUAAACCACUAGGCCCUGAGAGGAAGUGAUCAAGCCCUGCUAUUUAACAACCUGCUGCUGCUGCCUUGCUGUUAGGGUAUGGGCAGAACCUGUGUAGCACUACUGUUCAGUCUACUAGGAAACAAUAAAAUGCAUGGACUGUGAAUGCCACUUACUAACUUCAGGCCAGCUAGUCUGGUUAGGAGAUGUUAUUUAAAUUAGCAAUAUAUGCACAUGCAAUGAUUAUUAGUAGGUUUUUAACCAACUCCUAUGUGGAAUUCCUAUCAGAUUAUGCACUGACAUUUUCUUCUGUGCUACUGGAGUACCUCUUUGAGGUUAUGAGCACUGAAACUGGAUUUUAAAUGCAAACAAACUGACAGCUUUCUAGCUUUUGUGGUAUUGUAGCCUCUGUGGCUAGUGAACUCAGUUGAGUGGACACUACUGUUAGAAUUUUACGGAGAGAGGGGUAAAAAAUAUGAAUGAUGAAGUUGUAACCUAAUCAAGGAUGUCUGGUCAAUUGUAAGAGUGAAGGUUGAGUGGCUGAUGUUGCCAUUCAAGUCCAAAGUGAAAAUCUAGAGCCAGGUCCUUAGCUGGUGUGGUUUGGCACAGUGCCAUUGAAGUCAUUGUACCAGUAAGGGAUCAAACCUAUGUAGUCAAAACCCAGUUGCCGUACUCACACAAAGCAUUGAAUGUAAGGAGAGUAGGAUUUGGCCUACAGGCCUUCAACCCUACAUUUUUUUUUUUUAAUUAUGAAGUAUAUAGAUCUGGCUUUUGCUCUUGAAUUGGAGCAGUCAGGUACUGCCAUCCUGCAACUACUUACAGAAUAAGGUACUAUGGAACAUGAGUACAGGAGGCAGAAUCUGGCUGUCUGUGAACACUAGGUAUUAUUAGUUUGAUAUACUUCUGCAUUUUCCUAAUUCAGUAUGCUGCUGCAGCAGCUGGGUGUUUUUUGAAGGCCUACCUAUGGGGCUGUGCCCUAGGCUGCGGAGGAUCUGGAGGCUGGACUUUCCUUGAGUCACCAUAUUUUGCAGGAUAACAACCUUACUGAUGAAUAGUUUGGGUUGGGGUUGUUUUUUUUUUUUUUGGGGGGGGGGUUGUUUGUUUUUAAAUGCAGCUAUGAUAAAUACCUUUUCACAGCAACUCAGGCAUCACCUUCCUGAAAAUUCCGUUCUUGUUAGUGACCUAACAUACUAUCAAUACUAAUAAACCUAGGCAAACUUUAAACAGGGUUAUAAACAGAAACAUUUUAACCUGAUUCAGCUAGAUAAAUAACCAGUAUGCAAUAACAUAAUAGAAGGAAAUUGCAUCUUGACGUUUAGAUAACAGAUAACGUGUACUUAAUUUUCAAAAUGUAUGGUCAUUCCUCAGUAGAACUCUAGCCCUGUAUUGUACAGGAGCCCAGUUGCUCUUUACGUGCAGCAUAUUUAUCUCUAUGUAGAAAUACAUUUCCAGCUGUAUAUUUAUGUCCAUGCAUGAUGUGUUGUCUCACUUAGGCAUAACUCUCAUUGUCUUCAGUAGGAGUUCUGCCUGACUAGGGAAUAUAGGAUCAUGCUUUUAAUUUGGGGUUGGAGUCCUCACGCAAACAUGAUUGUGAAAGUUGAAUGCACCAAUGACUUACUUUUAGUGGUGGAACUACCUCUAGUACUGUGGAGGGACAGUUUCAUAUGGACAAAAAUGCCUUCAGGGUCUCCACUUCCAUGAAAAGUGGGAGUUGGGUAUCUUAACUCCUAUUUAGGUCUCUAACACUGUUUCCAAGAAUACUUGAGUAGACUUCUCCCAGGCACAAGGCAGGUAGGCACCUGAAAGACUAACUGCUUCAGAAGCGCAUAUGUUUCUGUAGGCGAGAGCCUAUUUUGUAAGAUGCUAUGGCUUUUCCCACUGUAAGUAGCAGUAGGACUCCCCAGUCCAAUGACUUUUUCAAUUCCCUCUCAUGUGAGGCUCAGCCCUGAAGGCCUUUCAUUCCUAGAACUCCCACUAAAACAAGAGAGAGUUUGGAAUUUGCAGGGGGCUUGUUUCCAUUAAGAGGCUUAAACUGCUUGAACUCAUAGAUGUACUUUCCUGUUCACUACUUACUUUGGAGGCUACUUGGGGCAGAAAAUUUCCCAGUCCCAUACCAUUGAUGUGACAGUUAUUGAGGCAUCUUAGGCCCAGUAUGAAGGGUUUUCUCUGAUGCCUUGUAAAAUGGGAAGCUGAAGGAAAAGGAGGCUUCACUUGCUUCACUUUCUCUGUCUAAAUACUUUUUAACUAUUAUGGUAAAAUGGGCAUUAUGGAGCUACAGUAUUUAAUAAUGCAAUGAAAAUAUAUCGCAUUCAUUCUUUGUCUGUUGUUGAGUUGUUGACACAUCACUUGUGGCUGGGCCACUUGUUGUGUUAUAAAAAAUAUAACUAAAUUAGAUGAAUCCUUGGAUCCCAAGCUGUGAUCCAUGGGCAUUACUGGCCCUGCGCUGCUGUAUACUUUUUUCCAGAUGCUAAACUGCAUUAAGAGAUGCUAGAACUACAUGAACUAUUUUCCUGAUAUUCUUCCUCCACAAAUGAUUGUCAUUGCCCUAGGGAUUUAACUCACUUGGCAGUAAGACAGGAGGGGGUCUACACAGCUGUUAAUAGGGAUGGAUGUUAGUCCAUGAGAAAAAUCUCUCCAUUCAGAUGUGGUCCACAUUGUUAAAUAAAUAAAUUGCAAGCUCUUGUUAAAAAUAAAUAUAGGGCCAGAUCUUGGAACUGUGCCAGGUUACAGCCCCCCAGUCCCCAGCUACAUGGGGGGUGCAUGCAGAGCUCCUGACGUUCAGACCCAUAAUAUUCAUCAUCUCUUACUCUCCAUAUAUUAUGCACAUAGACCGUGCUUGAUAUGUUAAGGACAAUGCUGAUGUUUCAAAUACGAUGCACUCACUUUAGAAAAGAUUUUUUAGCCCUUAUGUAGGAUGGCUUAUAUAGGCUUCAAAAAAAUCAUUUAUUUGAAAGAUUUACUUAAGAAAUGCCAUUAGGACAUCCAACCCCCAAUUAAGAACUGAACAAGAAAACAGGACGGCCAAGGACAACAGUUCUCAAUGCUAAGAGAUGGCUCAAAACAGCUGAGUGUACAAGCUAAAUGUAAAGGAAGUCUCUAAAGCAUAUUGCAUAAUGAGUUUUAUUUGUGCUUGUCAGUCAUGAUGUAGAGGACAUCUCAAGAGGCAAUGUCAGAAAGGCCAUGCCUAACUUGUAAAAAUACAUUUGAUAUUUUCAGUUAAGCCAUGUGAUAUCUAUAUCUAUAUAUAGAUAUCUAGAUAUCUUCAUUAUCACUGACAGGUUAGUAGUUGAAUUGACUAGAUUGCAGUUAUAUCUGGAAUCCUAUUUACAUUCAUAAAUGAUGGUUAAAACUCCACCUAAUUUGCAGAUUUGGCACAAAUAAAUAAUAUUAAGAAUAUUGCUUCAUUCUAAACCUUUCUGUUCAGCAACAUUUUUAGAGACAGGUUUAACAUCUAAGCCCAUUGUGAGAUGAUUUGGGAAAGUUGAUUGCAAGUAUUGCUCCCAGAGUCAUUGCCAAUGGGCUGGAAAAUGUAUGGGGAGAACUGAUUGAGUUGUCAGAAUUCUAACUAGUCGUUUUUUGUUUAAAAUGCAGAUAAAUAAAUGGUUACCAUGAUAAUUGCCACACUUCUCUGCAUAAUUUCUAAGGCACUAUUAUUUGAAUGUCUAUUUUUUAAAGGGCGCACACAAUGAUAAUAGCACAAUUUGAUAUUUUGAUGGCCAGCUUUUCAUAAAUAUGGA